AUGGCCGUCAACAAGUAUCAGCGGAGGAUGCUCCGGAGCGUCGAAAUCGACCUCUCAAGUGAUCACAGCAAAGAAGGCGUACUGAGUGAUCAGGGACAAAGAUCGGUUCGAAAACUCAUUCAAAAGGUAGCUGUGCUCCCCGGAAAGCCCAACGAUUUGGUUCCAAGCUCUAAGGGGUUGUUGGAGCGAAUGAAGGAAGAAGAUCUCAAACGCUCGAUCGUCUUUCAUGUGGGAACAAACUGCGCAGCUGCGGAGAGAAUCGGUGGCCAGAUGUUCCCCAGAUUCGCCGGGUCGUUCCUCGAUGAUAGGUGCCAGGAGAGGAUCCUGGAACUCCUCGGGUUUCGAACCAUGGAUGAGAGAAGGGAGCUCAUCUCUGCGCCUGAACGUGGGACCUACAACUGGGCUCUCGAGACACCCUCACCAGACGAUGGACGACCUUUGUCAAGGGCUUCGUACAGACCCAGGGGCGUACUGGAUUUCUGGAAAACCAGGUUCAGGAAAGAGCACGUUGAUGAAAAAUGCGGCACACCAAUUAACGAACGCAUGACUUACUGCUGCAAAGAUGGGCUGGAGAACUGA
Molecule: messenger RNA, 579 nt
Organism: Cladophialophora bantiana CBS 173.52
Lineage: Eukaryota; Fungi; Ascomycota; Eurotiomycetes; Chaetothyriales; Herpotrichiellaceae
Exons: 2
Coding region: 1-579 (192 amino acids)
Source: RefSeq, a predicted model, not a curated record